UAAUCAUGUCGGGAUUUGAGAUCGCCGGAGUUGUCCUUGGGAUAAUCCCCUUGGCAAUCAAAGGCUACGGCUCCAUGGAACUUUUCUUUCAGAGCUACACCGGGUUUGAAAGUCAUACGCGCAGGCAGCGGAAGGUGUACCUCAUACAAAGAAAUCAGUUCCGCCGUUCGAUCAGAACUUUGCUUUUGGGCUUCAUCGAUGACACUACUUUGGAUGACAUGAUCCAGGACGCUGAUCACGCAGAGUGGGAAAGUGACGAUUGCAGAGAGGCCAUCAGCACACUGUUCAGUAAAGAUCUCGGCACCUCUGAAGAAUACAAAGCUACCGUAGAACUGAUACAGGGCACUUUGAUGGAUAUCAAAAAGCUGUGUGUUCUCGAGCCAACAUCGACGUCCCCAGCUGGCGAUCCAUCUCGAAAAGGUUGGAACAAGGUCACGAACGCAAUUUCCGACAGGAAACAACGUCUCCACUGGGCCGUAUCCAAGAAGAGCAAAGUAGAUGAUCUGUUGUCUGAGCUUAGCAGAUAUAACCAGGAUCUUGGACGACUCGUCAACCAGAUCCGGGGCAACUCAAGACGACCAUCGGCAAGAUUCACGCCGCGCACGACGUUUGAGAACAUCAAAAAGAUCCAAUCAGCCUACACGGAUCUGUAUCGAGCCGUCACGUCCGCCUGCUCUGGAUGCGUCGGUCAUACGCACGCCGUGGAUCUAGCAUUGGAAGAUGAAGGCACUGGUCAAUCGGGCCAAGUGUUAGGCUUCAUGCCGCCUGUGUAUAGGGUGAUGUUCCACGAUGGACAAGAAGCCAAGGUAUGGUGCAUGCGGUUGAAGCAUCUCCCGACGGGUCAAAAGCUACCGCCUCAGGUUCAGACCGUACAGCUUCCUAUCCGUCCGCCCAAAGCUUCUGCAAGUAGCAAGCUUCAUCUAAUAUCUCACGACACAACGACGACGAAGUCGACGACGACAGCCCAGACAACAAAGCCUCCAAAGAAAACUGUCCACUUUUCAAAAGACCCAAUGAUCCCCAGCCCACAACCAGCUCCACCAAAUUCCCCCGCUCCUCCACAACACCCUCCAUUCACCUCCCUCCCUUCCCCACAUCCAAUACAAAACCUCUGCCUCUCCCUCCAGACACUCCACAAACUCUCCCCAGAUCCCCAAGCAAACCACCCCCACCAGCAACUCGGCUACCUCAGCAACGCCGACGACUCCGUCUUCGAAGUCGACCUCGCGGCCAUCGAACCGCACCCCUCAGACGUCUACCCCUCGCUCAACCAAAUCCUCUCCAACCACCCUACCUCCUCGGACCCAAUAACAUCGCGGGUCCUACAACCUUUCCAGCGCUGGAAACUCGCAUACCUCCUCUCAUGCUCACUACUACGACUCUACUCGUCGCCCUGGCUAAGCGAGCGCGAGCGCUGGGCCAGCCGCAACGUGCGCUUCUUCCUGAACCGCGGCGACGGAACCGUAGAUACCAGCAUCACCACGCAUCCCGCUACAGCAGCGCUCCUAACAGGGAAAGGGAAGGCUAAGGAAGAACCCCCCUCCAUCGUCCUCGCCUCCGUCAAAAACUACCAAAUCUACGCCCUAGGCGUCCUCCUUCUCGAACUCGCCCUCGGAAAACCUAUCGAUACGUCUGCGUUUCCAACGGGCAAGGCUUUAUCCGGUAAUGAUGCCGCAGAGGAGCUCAACGAGUACUUAACUGCGAUGCGUCUGGACAAGCACGGCGCUGCGGCGCGCGCGCUCGGCCCGCAGUACGGCGAGAUUGUGUCGCGGUGUCUGACGUUUGGGUUUGCGACGGGGAAACACGAUCUUGCGAGCGUUGAGCUGCAGCGCGAGUUUUAUGGCGGGGUGGUGUGUCAGUUGGAAGGGUGUUUGAAGGUUAUGAUGGAGCCUGUUUGA
Messenger RNA from Periconia digitata, 1898 nucleotides. The record is from the annotation of a GenBank genome assembly. Lineage: Eukaryota; Fungi; Ascomycota; Dothideomycetes; Pleosporales; Periconiaceae.